AUGGCAUGUAUUGAUGUGAAGACAACAUCGGGUGUAGUGAGGGGUCAGACGAUAGAUGUGUUAAACGUAAGUAUUGACCAGUUUUUGGGUAUACCUUAUGCCGAACCACCCGUCGGGAAACUCCGGUUCGCCAAACCUGAACCCAUCAAAACACCCAAACCGGACAUUAUCGAUGCGACAAAAAAUAAAAACUCUUGUAUUCAAAAUGUGACACCAAAUCAAACAUUUAGUGAAGACUGUUUGGUAUUAAACAUAUGGACACCAAAUGCGGGAAAUAAUAACACAAACAAAUCACAGCUCAAACCCAUUAUGUUUCACAUACACGGCGGCGGUUUAUCAUCGGGGUCAAUAUUUGGACAAGUUCUAUCUACUAAUGUGUUGGCCACUCGUGAUGUGGUGUUUGUCUCAACACAGUAUAGAUUAGGACAGUUGGGCUUUCUAUACGGGGAUCGGGAGGACGCGCCCGGAAAUGUCGGCUUUUAUGACCAGCUAUUGGCACUCAAAUGGGUUAGAGAAAAUGCUGAACAGUUUGGCGGAGAUAGGGAUCAAAUCACGAUAUUGGGUGAGAGCGCCGGGAGUUGGUCGGUGUCCGCACACAUACUCUCCCCGCUAUCCAAAGGCCUAUUCAAGAGGGCUAUUAUGGAGAGCGGCGCCCAUAUGUAUAACAAGGAAAUCAAAUCACGAUAUUGGAGCGCCGGGAGUUGGUCGGUGUCCGCACACAUACUCUCCCCGCUAUCCAAAGGCCUAUUCAAGAGGGCUAUUAUGGAGAGCGGCGCCCAUUUGUAUAACAAGGAUAGGGAUGUCGUCAGUAAAGAGGAGUCAAUAUCUUUAGGCAAACGGAUAGCAAAAGAGCAGAAUUGCAGCGAAAGUGAGGAUUGGUUGCAAUGUUUGCGAGGAUUGGAUGCAAAAGUGUUCAACAAAUAUGUAAUUCCGAUGACAUAUCCCGUAUUGGGCACUGAAUUCCUACCCAUUUCUGCCCAAAAGGCUUUCGCAGAGAAAAAAUACAAUUCAGAUGUCGAUAUAAUGGCAGGCAUUGCCAGUACUGAGGGCUCAAUGCUGUCUUUAUUUGUGCAUCCGUUUAAAGAUAAGGUGACUCUCAAUGACAUUAUUGAGGCCACGAAAGCAUCGGACAGUGUUUAUCACGGAUUGGAUGUGAAACUGCUAUCUAACUCAGAUAAUCUGAGUGCUAUCUGUGGAAGUCCCUGGUCUGAAUUUUCUAUGGUUUUCUCCCGAAUGAAUGCGUUUGUGAAGAAUUAA
Molecule: messenger RNA, 1257 nt
Organism: Medioppia subpectinata
Lineage: Eukaryota; Metazoa; Arthropoda; Arachnida; Sarcoptiformes; Oppiidae
Source: the annotation of a GenBank genome assembly